This is a messenger RNA of Actinia tenebrosa (Australian red waratah sea anemone), 2665 nucleotides long. Its product is annotated as cytoplasmic 60S subunit biogenesis factor ZNF622-like. Gene Ontology annotation, molecular function: zinc ion binding; nucleic acid binding. Gene Ontology annotation, cellular component: preribosome, large subunit precursor. Lineage: Eukaryota; Metazoa; Cnidaria; Anthozoa; Actiniaria; Actiniidae. Gene Ontology annotation, biological process: ribosomal large subunit biogenesis. The record is from RefSeq and is a predicted model, not a curated record.
UUUCAGAAACGUGGCUGGGUAAAAUUGAUAAUAGUUUAAAAAUAUAAGUUUAUCUCUCUGAUUCAUUUAUAUUACAAACCAGAUUGAGAAUUUUGAACAUUUUUGGUAACUCCGGAAGUAUCAUAAAGACUGAUUUGAGGAAUCGAAGCAGAAAAAAUGCCGCUUUACACUUGUAUAACUUGUCGUGUUGGGUUUGCUGAUUCAGAUUUACAGAGAAAGCACUACAAAUCCGACUGGCAUCGCUAUAAUUUGAAGAGAAAAGUAGCAGAAAUGCCUCCUGUCACUGCAGAAGUGUUCCAGGAAAAGGUUCUUGCUCAAAGAGCAGAAGCAGAGGCUAAAGAACAGACGAAAAGCACCAUCAUGUACUGUAAAAUAUGUAAUAAGAACUUCUCGUCUGAGAACGCUUACAAGAAUUACUUGCAGUCCAAGAAACAUCUUGAAAUAGUUGCAAAAUCCAAGGACACUGAUUCAGAAGAAACAGCAGACAUCGUGGGUUUGAAAAAGAAGAGUGAAAACAGUGUACAAGAAGCAGAUACAGAAACCCCAGCAUCAGACGAGGAAGAAGUCGAAGAGUGCGAGGAUGAAGCUCUAGAAAUCACAGAAUGUCUUUUCUGCCCACAUGAAAGCUUAAACUUCGAAGAAAACAUGAAGCAUAUGUCCAGAUCUCAUAGCUUCUUCAUUCCUGAUCUGGAAUACGUUGUUGAUCUCAAGGGCUUGAUUGGAUAUCUUGGAGAAAAAAUCGGAAUUGGUAAAAUGUGUUUGUUUUGCAAUGAAAAGAGCAAGGCAUAUCUCUCAAUAGAAGCUGUACAAAACCACAUGACUAGUAAAAGUCACAUGAAGUUGGACUAUGAGGGAGAAGCUGCUUUGGAAUAUUCAGAUUGGUAUGACUUUACAAGUAGUUAUCCAAGUAAGAGAGAAAAUGAUGAUGAUGAUAAUGAUGUCAACACUGGUACACUGAGUGUCGAUGACGCCACAAAUGAGUUGUGCUUGCCGUCAGGUGCAAAGGCUGGCCAUAGGGAUCUUCGGAAUUAUUACAAACAACAUUUACCUCCAGAAAGAGAGAAUCAUAAGGUUAAGAAGAGUAUUAUGGCUGACUACAAGGCAUUGGGAUGGCAUGGCACAAUAGCAGAGAAAACAAGACAGACACUUCGAGAUGCAAGAGUUGAACGACAGCAGAUGGCUAAACAUCAAGUAAAAUUGGCUGUGAAGGCCAAUAAAUUUCAGACUCACUUCAGACCGCAAGUAAUAUUUUAAAGUAAUGUUGCCUUUGUUUAUUUUGGAAAAAUUUUCGUGUCUAAAUAUUUUACUUGUUCUUUCUGUCUGAAAGCUUUACCAGUUACCAAUGAGCUGCAGAUAAUUGGUAGUUUGCUAAUCAGGCAAAACAAUCCUUGUAACAAUUUAUAGAGAUUUUUCAUGAUCACAUUUUGGCAGCCAUGUUGGAUGACAGAACAAUGAAUCCCCUUAGUCUGGGAUUGAUUUUUGUGUGUGUAAAACUAUUGUUCAGAAUGACAGCCAACAGCUGGUUCGACUUGUACCCCAUAGUUUUCGUAAUUAUAAUAUACUUUAGAAGCAUAUCUAGGAGAGCUUCACUCUCUUGCGAAUGUAGGAAUAACAUAUCUGAAAACAUACAAUCUGAUAGCUUUAUGUGGAAAAAUGCUCCACUUAUUAGACCAAUGCCCUUGGCAGCCACACAUGCACCAUUAAUUUUGGGGUGAAUAUCUGAUUGUAGUACUAAAGAGUGAUUUCAUUUAACAAACAAAUUGGAUACUGGUCUUAUAGACAUUACUAAACACUAACUGUCUGCUCAAUUAUUGGAUAUCAACCAUUACAUCUUGUUCCUGGAUUAAGUAAAAACUCUGUAGAAUUUCAAGUGGCUACAAGUCGGCAAAUAAUUUACAAGUUGAACUUGGAUAAUCCUUAAUGUUAUCAUACACCUGAAUGACAUCUGGGUUGUUUAAUAUCAAGUCAAUGAGUUUAUCAGCUUUUUCUACUUGAGGUUCUGUUAAUGUAGCCAUAGCUUUUGGGAAAUACUCUAGUCCAUUGCAGUGUAUGAUGCACUUUUCUUCUGUCGAUAGGAUACCAUCUGAAACCUUCUUUAUUUCUUUGAAUGAACAUACAAACUGUACAAAAAGAGAAUAAUGUAAAAUAAAAAUAUGCCAUAGAAUUGUGGUAAUGAUUAUGCAUGAUCUCAGGUGAAUAUCAAAAAAAGGUUGGCAGGUUAAAAAGCGGGAUGUGCCAAUUUAAACCCAAUAAGUUGUGAUGGAGCAGGGCUAAUAACAGCAGCUCAAUGGCCAGACAUGAUGAUUAGCAACAAACUUGUGAACAUUUGACCAGUCAAUGUGACACAGGGCUGUAGCCACUGGUACUGUUGGUCCAGUUUCAACCAGACCAAAUUUCGGGGGGGAAAAUAAGAAAAGUAAAAGAAAAAAAAGAAACCCAGAAAAACCUCAAAAACUGGACCAGUCCAAAAUUUGUGGCAAAUGGAACAAAUCAGAAAUUUGUGGCUACAGUCCUGUGACGGUUCCAGAGAACUGCCCUAAGAGGCAUUUGGCUGGACAUUGUCUGUUUACCAGCCAUUUGUUUUGAGCCCUGUCACAGAUGUACAUGUACCUUAAUGACUUGUUUUUCAUCUUCCAGUUGUGUAAAAUAAACAUCUUCAGCACCA